GCCUUCGAUGAAAUAGAAGACUCAUCUUCUAUUCAUCAGAGGCUCCUUCGAUGACUCCUCCAGGACUGCAGCAGUGUCAGAGGUGGAUCAGUGAAUCAGUCUGUGAUUAUGUCUGUUAUCGUCUCUCUCGAGGAGAGGCUGGAGGCGGCGAGCAUAUAUAGGUGCUGUAAAGGGACAUUGAAAACAACACAGAGACGAGUAUAACAAGAGGUGCAAGAAAAUCUAAAGAAUAAAUCUGAAUCAAAAUUUCAAAAUAAGCUGUUAUUUAGUUAUUAGUGAUGUUGGAAAGGUUCUCUUACUUCUUGAAGUUUCACUUUGACUCUAUAUUUCUGAAAAUAAGGGAUGAUCGCAGAGAGGAAAUGUGCAGUUUGGUAAUGAUGCAGACACAAGUAGGAGUUUAUUCUGUCUUACAAGAAAGUCUGAGUUUAGUUUUAUACCCACGAGCACAUUCAUCAUACAUUACUCUCCCUCUAUAUUUUAUAUAUCUAUUACCUGUGUUCUCUCCAAAAGAUCCACCACUGCUGCUGUGGCUAAUUUGCCCUGUAGAGCCCGGGCCUCCUCGCCCAGUGGGAGGAUGAGAAACAGAUCGGUGCAGACCUCAUCGUUUGUCUCUAUAUAUAAUUCUUCAGUGCUGGUACAUCUUCUGACCUGUGCAACAUUCAUAUGGGACAAUGAAAGGAAACGGUGGGAUGCUUCUCUCCUUCUCCCCUCCCCAGUGCUGCACUCUCUCAUCUCUCCUUCCCACAAGGCUGAUUCACCACUUGUGACCCCUGCGGCAGCCUCGUUGAAAAUAGACAACAAAGUGUCUGAGAUGAAAACCAGUGGGCAGUUGCAGGCGAGAUUGCCGUUUGGCUUCCAGUUGCUUGGGCAGUGCAGAGCUCUUGCUGAGCUGACACUUCCAAUCGUCUGGAUUUUAGUCAGGCUGGCACUGUGAGGCCCCCCCACUGCAAGCACGCCCUAAAACCAACAACCAACCAAUCGGGAGUCAGUCUCAGCUGUCAAUCAUGACGUCUCAUAGCAACAAGUAACUCAUUAAUACCGAACUUGUUAGACAACGAGCAUUUCGGUUUGUCAGACGUGGUCUAUGGCUGCGUCCUUCAUCUGCUGCGUAAGGAUGCACCCCCCCCGAAAUGAGACAAAUCAUUCAUUUACCUAUGAAGAAGGUCAAAGAGGAAGUACCUAUACCAGUGUGUCCUCUCUUACUGUGAAGGUCCUGACCGGAAGCGUAGCCUUGGUUACUCUCCUCCCUCAGGAAUGUGGAGUCGUUACCCCUGAACCUCCUGGAGCCCCGUCGACUGGAAACACAACACAACACAACACAACACCGCCACGACACAACACGGACCCCCGCAGGACGCUGGCCCGGGUCUCCAUGGUAACGUGGCCGACGCACAGCCGCGACCAGGGGGCGGAACCAGAGAGCAGCAGCCGCUCAUCGAUCCCCUUCUCCCGGUAGAGGCGCAGGAAUCCGCCGGAGAUGCCAUUUCACAACGACGACUACUACCCCUACAGGAGUGACACCCAAGGGACCCACUCAUCAGCGGGGAUCCAGUCCCUCCUGAACUCCCCGCUCAGCCACUACUCUGUACCCGCAGCGGGGAUGACUCCUUCCAGGGGCACCUCCACCGUCCACCUCCCCUUCAAAUUCCGCCGUCGCAGGGAGACGGUGGACUGGCAGCGGAUCAACGCGGUGGACAUAAACCUGGUGAUGAGCCAGCUGGACAUAAACGCCCUCCAGGAUCACAUCAGCACAGUGACGUUCUGCAACCUGGACGGGGAGCGGUGCCAGCAGUGCCGGAGCCCUGUGGACCCGGGUCUGCUCAAGCUCCUGCAGCUGGCGCAGCUCACCGUGGAGUGGCUGCUCCACUGCCAGGAAUUCCUCAGCCUCAACCUGCAUGCGUUGGAGGAGAGGUUGGAGGCGGCGAGCAAGGAGCACAAGCAGCUGCUGGAGCAGCAGAGCGAGCAGGAGGAGAAGGUGAAGGCGCUGAAAGAAGCGCUCCUGCUGAAGGGGAAGGAGGUGCACGACCUGCAGUCCAAGCUGCUCCUCAGUAGCCAUAAGUGUCAAAUUUGUAAAAAAGGCUUCCUUACUCCCCAAUUCCUCCAGAGUCACAUGCAACGCCGUCAUCCUGAGGACCACGAGAGCCAGCUGCAGUCGGACAGUGAAAAGAAAUGCCAGAUUGAAAUUCUCAAGAUGGAGAUCAGCGGCCUGAGGGAGCAGAACGUUCAACUGCAGCAGAACCUGCAGCUCAAAACAGCUCAGGAGAAGGAGCUGCUGUCCACCCACAAAGACCUUCAGAGAGAGCUGGACCGUUUUAAAGCUGAGGAGAUGACUCGGAUGGAAAGAAAAAUCGAAGACACCAAGGACGGCAUGCGUAGAGAGAUGGAAUCUAUGUACAACCGAAAUGUUCAGGCUGUCAAUGCAUUGAAUCAGAAUCAGAUAUCCAAGCUUGAAACCUCAGCCGACUCUGCUCACUCGCAGAAACAAAUCAUCCAAAAGCUGGAGCAGCAGCUGAAGAAGCAGGAUAAAAUGUGGGAAUCCAUGCUGCAAAAAAACAAGGAACAACACGAGUCUGAAAAGAAUCAGCUGCUGGACGAGCUGAGCAGAACUCAGUCGUCUGUGUCCGAGCAGCAGGAGCGAAGCCAGCAGCUGCAGCAGGAGAUGGGACGGAGGCUGCAGGAGAAGCAGCAAACCAUCAAGGCUCAGAGGGAGCAGAUAAGAAAUAUUUCCUCAAAUACACCCACCAAAGUAGUGGAGGUACCAGUGGUGGUCAGCGCACCAGCACCAGAGCCCAAACCAAAGAGGGUUGUUCUUGACUCGAGCAGCGCCUCUGAGAGGAGGCCCGCGGAGAGGAGGCCCGCGGAGAGGAGGCCUGAGCCGGUUCCAGAGAAAAAACCGAGUCCGAGCGUGACGGCCACUGCUCUGAAGAGGAACCCCAGCAUCAAGAAGGCGAUGCGACGAGAGCUGGAGCAGGCCGUCAUAAAGAAGCUGGAGGACCUGGGGGUCAAGCCCAAUCAAAGAGGUCUGACGAACAGGGAGCUCACUUCCAUCAUGGCCAAGGUGCAUUCAGAGCGGGACCGAGUUGCAAAGGGGAUGCCUGAAUACUGGCGCUGUCGGGAGGAGAUCACCCGCAGCGUGGACGAGAAGAUGAGCGAUCAGACGAGAGAAGCUCCUCCAGAGACUCCGGCUCGACCCAGACACUCGGUUCGAGUGUUUGUGUCUGGACCUGCAGGCAGACAGUCCAAGACCCCCCAGCCAGCGCCGAGGGCCAAGAGCACCACCCAACCCAAGACGUCCACGCCCAACAGCAAGGCUGCUCCGAGGACCUUCACACUCAAGACUCCUCCUUUCAGCUCCGAUGAGGACUCUGAAGAGGAGGACACGGAGGAGAAACAGCCCCCGAAACACCAGAGGGGCAGAUCACCACCGACCAGAAUGAACCAGGCGACUCCGGUCCACAUCAGAGCCGGCAAAGCCAGUCCGGUCCAGGCCAGGCAGGCCGUUACCAGGCAGACGUUCUCCUCCAGCACCCAGCCGCCGUGGGGGUCAGUGGGGGUGGUGACCAAGACGGCAGUGAAAAAGAUGGAGAGUGACGAUGAUGAAGAUGAAGAUGAAGAUGAUGAUGAUAAGGAGGAGUGGUCUGAAGUCAGCGAGCUGCAGGAGAUCGACUCCAAACAGCUGCAGGGAUACAGAGACCAGAACGGCAACGUGGAUAAGAGGAACUUCAAGAAAGAUAAGAAAAUCACUGUCCUGGCCAGAAAGGUGGAGCAGAAGUUUGCAGCGAGAACAGCAAAGAGACCAGCAGGGGGCGUCAGCAUUUUGACAGAGAGGAGAGACGAGGUGCAGGAGCUGACGUACACAGAUCUGGAGGAGAGCCAGGAUUGGUUGGUCUCCUCCUUAGAGGACGGACAGGAAGUGUCUAAACCAGCUCAGGGCUCUGGACCAAUGAGGAAGAGUCUGGACUCAUCCAGCACCAGCGUGUGGGGGACCUCCACAGGAAAGGCUCCCAGAUCAGCAGGUCUGACUGAAGCCGGGACAGGAAGCACCCUGAAGAGCAGCCUGUGCUCCCUCGGCGACUUCAGCGACUCCGAGGACACGAGCAAUAAACCCAGUGGACGCUACAGCUGAUCAGGUGCCGUAACGCUCCGCCAGCACCGGUGCAAAGACCUCAGUCUCCUCUGACGUCUGCAGCCGACGCCAGAACAGCCAUAUUUUAUACUUCUGCUUAUAGAGACAUGAGCAGUACGUCACAAACACAAGUUCAGAUUUUUUCUAUCAUCAUCUAGAAAAUAUAACAGUUUCAUAGACUUUUCUUGUUUUUAAGUCCCACUUCAUAUCUUGUGCCAAGUGUUUGUUCGCCUCGCACCUUUAAAUCCAUCCUGACUCCUCCCACACUCCGUGAGGUAGUGGAUGUAGUUUGUGUAAAAGCAUGUGUACUUCAGAUUUUAUAUUGUUCCUUCUUAUGUGGUUUUGUAUCGAAAAUAUUUAUACCAGCAAUAAAAGACCCCCCAGGUUCUUGACUUCA
Molecule: messenger RNA, 4523 nt
Organism: Hippoglossus stenolepis (Pacific halibut)
Lineage: Eukaryota; Metazoa; Chordata; Actinopteri; Pleuronectiformes; Pleuronectidae
Gene: dzip1
Product: DAZ interacting zinc finger protein 1
Exons: 19
Coding region: 1478-4126 (882 amino acids)
Biological process (GO): cilium assembly
Cellular component (GO): cytoplasm; ciliary basal body
Source: RefSeq, a predicted model, not a curated record